This is a messenger RNA of Olea europaea var. sylvestris, 1020 nucleotides long. RefSeq lists its product as uncharacterized. The record is from RefSeq and is a predicted model, not a curated record. Lineage: Eukaryota; Viridiplantae; Streptophyta; Magnoliopsida; Lamiales; Oleaceae. The coding region runs from base 1 to 1020 and encodes 339 amino acids. The transcript has a single exon.
AUGCAGUCGAAACGGGGAAUUUUGAUGAUGGACGAUAUGUUGGACGACCCAUUCAAUGGUACAGAUGCUGCUAGUAUUGUAGACGUUGACGCCCGAAUGUCAUCACAACAUAUUCGUUCGAGUGCAGACCAAUGGAUUAUAGCUGUGGAUAUAUCUGAUCUUGUUGAACGGCAAAUAUUCUUGAGCAAGAAAGAGUUGUACUCGAAAAUUCGUGUACUUGCUUUGCAAGACAAGUUUGAAUUUUAUGUAAGCAGGUCAAGCCGCAAAAUGUUAACCGUUGCAUGCGUGGAUAGUAAUUGCAAGUGGAUGUUACGUGCUUCGAGUGUGAAACAGACUUCUAUAUUCAUGAUCCAAAAAUUCAACCAUGUGUACACAUAUUCGGUAGAUAUCUGUCGUAACGCACAUCAAUGUGCCACUACUUCUGUAAUUGCCGAGCACAUUUUGGGAAAAUUGGAUAAUCCAUACCGGUUGUACGAUCCUACCACUAUUGCACGUGAUAUAGAACGCGAGUUUGGUGUCAAAAUAAGUUACCAAAAAGCACAUAGGGCGAAAGUUGCCGCUUUACAUAUGCUACAUGGUACACCGGGGGAUAGUUUUCAAAAAUUACCUUCCUAUUGUCACGUUCUAGGAGAGCGUAACCCGAAGACAGUAACCCACAUCGAAGUUGAUUCCCAUAACACGUUUCAUUACUUCUUCCUAGCUUUCGGUGCAAGCGUUCAUGGCUACAUGCGCUACUUGAGACUCGUUAUUUGUGUUGACGGUAGUCACUUGAAAGGUCCAUACAAAGGUACACUUUUGCUUGCAACCGGCCAAGAUGUCAACAAACAGAUAUAUCCAUUGGCAUGGGGGAUCGUUGAUGCUGAAACAAAUAGAUCGUGUAUGUGGUUUAUGUCCAACUUGAAAGAGCUUAUAGGCGACUCUGCUGAAUUGGUUUUUGUUUUCGACUGGAAGAAUAGCAUUUCCAAUGCCAUUGCUCACCUAUUCCUCAGUCCUGUCAUGGGUGCUGUAUCUGGCAUCUAG